AUAUAAGCGAUUGUAAAUUAGUUUUUCAAAAACCUUAUCAAUGUUAGAAACUAGUGAAAUGGGUCGAUAGUUAGUGAGUUCCAUAUUGGAGCCUUUUUUAUAAACCAGAAUGACUUUAGUAGUUUUGAUGGAAGAUGGAUAUACACCAGUAGAAAAGGAUAGAUUUAUUCACUUAGCUAUAGGUACUGACAGCGUUUCCCUAGAUGGGAUAAGUACUUGAUAAGUGUCUAGGAUCUUCCAACAAAUUUCCAAUCCAAUCUCUGCGUCCGAACCACAAAAGCCCUAAGGGCUAGGUUGACGCAAAAACUAUGUAACUUAUUUCUCGACCCCAGUGAAUUAAACUGUCCCCGACACACAACCCUUUUAAAUCAACAAAUGGGUAAACACACGUACCGACAUCGAGCUUACAAUUUUUCAGGAGGCUGACUGCUGGCUAACUGGCUAGCUAGCUAACUUGCAAGAAUUAGCUAUAAGAAUUAGAUGUCUCAUUUUUCACAGAUUAUUGAAAAGAAUAUAGGGCGCAUUUUUAUUGGAAUACCAAAGUUAUAUUUUAGUCCGACUUACAAAAGGCAUUUGUCAACCAACAUACAAGCAGACAAACUACCAUUCCCAGACGUGCUAGAUGUAUAUUGGCACAUACAGGCAGCAUUUUUUAUAAGUAUUGUUGGUGGAUGGGGCAGAACUUUGCUUGGCAUUGGAAACAAGGUCAAAGUAUAUAACCAUGACAGAUUGUUGCAUUUUAUCAAUAACCGUCCAGUGGGAACCCCAUUAAUCACUGUUUGUAAUCAUACUUCAAUGUUGGAUGAUCCUGCUUUGAUAGCUACUCUAGCCAACUGGAGAGUGCUGUUUAAUUCUAAAAAGAUGAGAUGGUCCCUGGCAGCUAAAGAAAUAUGUUUCUCCAAUAGAUUUUUUACAUAUUUUUGCAGUCAUGGAAAGGUUAUACCAGUGGUACGGGGUGCCGGUGUGUAUCAAGCAGCUGUCGAUUUUACAAUAAAAAGGUUAAAUGCUGGUGAUUGGGUCCAUGUUUUUCCAGAAGGAAAAGUAACUUUGGAACCGAUUAGACUGAAAUGGGGUGUAGGUCGUAUGAUUUCUGAGUGCACCAAACCUCCCAUUGUGUUACCGUUUUACCAUACAGGGAUGAAUGAUUUUUUACCAACAAGCAAACCAUACAUACCAAGAUUUGGAAAGGAUAUUACUGUUUGCAUUGGGGAACCAAUCAAUUACACAAACAUUCUCAAACGAUGCCAACAGCAAGAUUGUAGCCAGAUGGAAUUGAGGAAAUCGUUAACAGACUUAGUGGAACAAUCGUUCGCAAAACUGAAAUUACAAACAGAAGCGCUCCACCGUUGUGAGCCAAGCUAAUAAAAUGUACCAAGUUCGCCCUUACUUAUGCUUAUACCUAGGCUUUAUUUUUCAAGUUUAUACAGUGGAACUCAUAAAUAUUUAUGUAACCCCCAGAUAUAAAAAUCGACGCCCUUAAAGCUGGCGUCAAGUAUGUACUCCCUCACUUGUUACAGAAUAGCUUUUUAUGGUUUAUAUUUUUUUGAAAUUAGGUAAAAUUAAUAUAAUAUUAAUGUAAUAGGAAUGUUUUUUCAAGGUUUUUAGAAAAUAAAAAAAGUUGAAAAAAAUCAAGACUACUUAC
Messenger RNA from Hydractinia symbiolongicarpus, 1642 nucleotides. RefSeq names its product tafazzin-like. NCBI's taxonomy places the organism in Eukaryota, Metazoa, Cnidaria, Hydrozoa, Anthoathecata, Hydractiniidae. The transcript is spliced from 11 exons. Gene Ontology annotation, biological process: inner mitochondrial membrane organization; cardiolipin acyl-chain remodeling. Gene Ontology annotation, molecular function: 1-acylglycerophosphocholine O-acyltransferase activity. The coding region runs from base 481 to 1362 and encodes 293 amino acids. Gene Ontology annotation, cellular component: mitochondrial membrane. The record is from RefSeq and is a predicted model, not a curated record.